AUGGUCCUAAAACAGAGCAAAGGCCCGCGCGAGACGCUGACGGUCGUGGACAACAGAACAAACCAGGUCUAUGAGAUCCCCAUCACUCACAACUCCAUCCCUGCGACAGAAUUCAAGAAGAUCAAAGCUGAGGGCGGAAAUGAUCGGCCGGAGGAUGAGACAACACAGGGCCUUAGGGUCUAUGAUCCUGCGUACAUGAACACUGCCGUCGUGCAGAGCAAAAUCACCUACAUCAACGGUCUAGAUGGCGUUCUGCGCUACCGCGGAUAUCCUAUUGAGCAGCUGGUGGAAAAGAGCGACUUCCUGGAGUCUGCUUACCUCCUCAUCUACGGCGAGCUGCCAACAAAGUCACAAUAUGACAACUGGCAUGGCGAGGUCAUGCAUCAUACGUACAUCCACACCGACAUCGAGAACAUGUUCAAGUCGUUCCGCUACGACUCUCAUCCCAUGUCCAUGCUGACAGCCGCAUUUGCUACGCUGGGAGCCUUUGCCCCCGAGGCCAAUCCUUCUCUUGCCGGCCAGAAGCUCUACACCAACGCCGCUUCAGGCAAUAUGGAGGCCCUCAAAGUAUUGGACAAGCAGAUUCUGCGAAUUCUUGGAAAGGCCCCAACUUUGGCGGCGGCUUCCUACAGAAUGCGACAAGGUCGGCCCUUCAACCGCCCGGCGCAGGGCUUAUCGUACACAGAGAACUUCCUCUAUCUGCUGGACAACCUGUCCGAGACUGACUACCAACCGCACCCUGUUCUUGCCAGAGCUUUGGACAAGCUGUUUAUCAUCCACGCCGAUCACGAGGUCAACUGCUCUACCGCCACUGUCAUGCAAGUGGGAAGCUCCUUGGUGGACCCUUACAGCGUUGUCGCCGCUGGCUGCGCGGCACUAUACGGGCCUUCCCACGGAGGAGCCUCGGAGUCCGCGAUCAGAAUGCUCAUCGAGAUCGGAUCUCCCGAGAACGUACCAGCUUUCAUGGAAGCUGUUGAGAGAAGGGAGCGGGUUCUAGUUGGGUUCGGGCACCGCGUCUACAAAAACGUCGAUCCUCGAUCAACUGCCAUCCGCAAGCUCGCAGAGGAAGUCUUCGAAGUCACCGGCAGAAACAAGCUUCUAGACACAGCCCUAACGCUUGCCGACUACGCCCGUAAGAGCGAGUUCAUGCGAAGCAGGAAUCUGUACCCCAACGUCGACUUCUACUCUGGUCUGAUUUACCAAGCCAUGGGUUUCCCACUUGAUUUCUACCCAGUCCUGUUUGCUGUCCCUCGAUGUGUGGGCUGGCUGGCACACUGGAGGCAGAUGAUGCUGAACUCAGCAGGUGUUAAGAUCUGGAGACCGCGACAGCUAUAUGUCGGAGAAGGAGAGAGGGAGUAUAUUGAGACGGAGGACAGAAAGGCAAAGGACGGCGCUACGGUGUUUGAUGCGCCUGUCAAGGUUGAGCAUGGAGGGAACAGCCAGCGAACACUUCUUGCUACGUCUGGUACCGCGCCAAAGAGUAAGCUAUAA
Messenger RNA from Fusarium sp. VM40, 1491 nucleotides. The record is from the annotation of a GenBank genome assembly. Lineage: Eukaryota; Fungi; Ascomycota; Sordariomycetes; Hypocreales; Nectriaceae.